AUGUGCUCACAAACACUUUUAAUUGUGGACUCAGAGCCGUCACCAGGAUUAUCAUCCACUGCCAUCGCAGGAAUCGCAGUCGGCGCUUCAUGUCUUCUCCUCCUCAUCCUCACUCUCCUGCUCUGGCUACGGCACCAUCUCCAACAGCCCAAAAACACCAAGGGGCGCAAGGGUGGGGCACAGGCCGACCAAGGGCACUGGAGCAGCAGCAGCAGCACAGCAGCAGCAGCAGCAGCAGCAGUGUCCCUGUGUCGGGAGAUGCAGUUGGAGGAGCUGCUGGCUGCUACUGACAACUGGUUGCCACGCAACCUCGUGGGCACGGGCGGGUAUGGCGAUGUGUUCCGAGGCGUGCCCCCUGGCGACCCUGGCACGGUGUGGGCUGUGAAGCGCGCCAAGAUCAUCACCAAGGACUUUCGAAGAGAGGUGGGUGAGGGUGAGGCGAGAUGGAGCCAUGUAUGGAGCCAUGUAUGGAGCCAUGUAUGGAGCCAUGUAUGGAGCCAUGUAUGGAGCCAUGUAUGGAGCCAUGUAUGGAGCCAUGUGCAGCAAAUGGCAUCGAAGCACCACCCGAACCUGGUGCGGCUGCUGGGGUACUGCGUGCACAUGGACGCGAGGACGGAGGAGCAUGAGCAGAUCGUGGUGUAUGAGUUCAUGGAUGGUGGCGACCUGCUAAGCUAUUUGCAUGCUCACAAGGACUCGGGCACCCCUCCUCUCUCUCUGAAGCAGCGUCUGAGUGUGCUGGUGGACAUGGCUCGAGGGCUGCACUACCUGCACAGCUUUGGCAUCGUGCAUCGCGACAUCAAGCCAGCCAACGUCCUACUGGACCGCCACAUGACGGCCAAGAUCGCAGACUUUGGGAUAGCGCGCAUGGGGGACGAGAGCUUGACCGGAGACACGACUCGCAUCAUGGGCACCCCAGGCUACAUGGACCCUGCUUACUCCAAGUCCCGCAAGGCCACCGCCGCUGCUGACGUGUACAGCUACGGUGUGGUCAUGCUGGAGCUGCUCACGGCGCAGCGAGCGUUGCAGAAGAUCGGGGACCAAAACGUCCACAUCCGAAAAUGGGUCGAGCCACUGGUGGCCUGUGGGGAUGCAGAGGGCUUCAGGGACCCCGCGCUAGAUGCUCCUUCUGACGUGCUCCUUCAGCUGGGGCAGCUGGCACUGCGCUGUACAGCCAUGCCCACAUCCCAUCGGCCGCGCAUGGACCAAGUGGUCUCGGAGCUUCUGGGCAUACAAGAGAUCUGUUCUGACACCCUGCCCUCCUGCUCUGCUGCUCUCAUGCACUGUGCUCUGCUGCUCUCAUGCACUGUGCUCUGCUGCUCUCAUGCACUGUGCUCUGCUGCUCUCAUGCACUGUGCUCUGCUGCUCUCAUGCACUGUGCUCUGCUGCUCUCAUGCACUGUGCUCUGCUGCUCUCAUGCACUGUGCUCUGCUGCUCUCAUGCACUGUGCUCUGGCUGCUCUCAUGCACUGUGCUCUGCUGCUCUCAUGCACUGUGCUCUGCUGCUCUCAUGCACUGUGCUCUGCUGCUCUCAUGCACUGUGCUCUGGCUGCUCUCAUGCACUGUGCUCUGCUGCUCUCAUGCACUGUGCUCUGCUGCUCUCAUGCACUGUGCUCUGCUGCUCUCAUGCACUGUGCUCUGCUGCUCUCAUGCACUGUGCUCUGCUGCUCUCAUGCACUGUGCUCUGCUGCUCUCAUGCACUGUGCUCUGCUGCUCUCAUGCACUGUGCUCUGCUGCUCUCAUGCACUGUGCUCUGCUGCUCUCAUGCACUGUGCUCUGCUGCUCUCAUGCACUGUCCUCUGCUGCUCUCAUGCACUGUCCUCUGCUGCUCUCAUGCACUGUGCUCUGCUGCUCUCAUGCACUGUCCACUGCUGCUCUCAUGCACUGUGCUCUGCUGCUCUCAUGCACUGUGCUCUGGCUGCUCUCAUGCACUGUGCUCUGCUGCUCUCAUGCACUGUGCUCUGCUGCUCUCAUGCACUGUGCUCUGCUGCUCUCAUGCACUGUGCUCUGCUGCUCUCAUGCACUGUGCUCUGCUGCUCUCAUGCACUGUGCUCUGCUGCUCUCAUGCACUGUGCUCUGCUGCUCUCAUGCACUGUGCUCUGCUGCUCUCAUGCACUGUGCUCUGCUGCUCUCAUGCACUGUGCUCUGCUGCUCUCAUGCACUGUGCUCUGCUGCUCUCAUGCACUGUGCUCUGCUGCUCUCAUGCACUGUGCUUUGCUGCUCUCAUGCUCUGUGCUCUGCUGCUCUCAUGCACUGUGCUCUGCUGCUCUCAUGCACUGUGCUCUGCUGCUCUCAUGCACUGUGCUCUGCUGCUCUCAUGCACUGUGCUCUGCUGCUCUCAUGCACUGUGCUCUGCUGCUCUCAUGCACUGUGCUCUGCUGCUCUCAUGCACUGUCCUCUGCUGCUCUCAUGCACUGUGCUCUGCUGCUCUCAUGCACUGUGCUCUGCUGCUCUCAUGCACUGUCCUCUGCUGCUCUCAUGCACUGUGCUCUGCUGCUCUCAUGCACUAUGCUCUGCUGCUCUCAUGCACUGUGCUCUGCUGCUCUCAUGCACUGUGCUCUGCUGCUCUCAUGCACUGUGCUCUGCUGCUCUCAUGCACUGUGCUCUGCUGCUCUCAUGCACUGUGCUCUGCUGCUCUCAUGCACUGUGCUCUGCUGCUCUCAUGCACUGUGCUCUGCUGCUCUCAUGCACUGUGCUCUGCUGCUCUCAUGCACUGUGCUCUGCUGCUCUCAUGCACUGUGCUUUGCUGCUCUCAUGCUCUGUGCUCUGCUGCUCUCAUGCACUGUGCUCUGCUGCUCUCAUGCACUGUGCUCUGCUGCUCUCAUGCACUGUGCUCUGCUGCUCUCAUGCACUGUGCUCUGCUGCUCUCAUGCACUGUGCUCUGCUGCUCUCAUGCACUGUGCUCUGCUGCUCUCAUGCACUGUCCUCUGCUGCUCUCAUGCACUGUGCUCUGCUGCUCUCAUGCACUGUGCUCUGCUGCUCUCAUGCACUGUCCUCUGCUGCUCUCAUGCACUGUGCUCUGCUGCUCUCAUGCACUAUGCUCUGCUGCUCUCAUGCACUGUGCUCUGCUGCUCUCAUGCACUGUGCUCUGCUGCUCUCAUGCACUGUGCUCUGCUGCUCUCAUGCACUGUGCUCUGCUGCUCUCAUGCACUGUGCUCUGCUGCUCUCAUGCACUGUUGCUUUGCUGCUCUCCUUCUCAGAGGCCAAGGUGUUCACAGUGGGAGGCAGUGGGCUGAGCCCGUGGGGAUUUGGAGUGAAGAAGUGGAAGCCAAAGGGCAUCAUUCACGCGGGGGACACUCUCGUGUUCAAGUGGACGGGCGUCCCCCAUGACGUGUGGAUCAUGAACUCCCUGGAUGCGUACAACAACUGCAACUUCGGUGAGGCCACUAAGAAGACCGGCAUCACCAGCGCCGGGAAGUACAAAUACAAGGUGCCAGCUUCAGCCAAGGGCACAUCCAUUCUCUUUUCAUGCAGCGUGCCUGGGCACUGCUCUUUGGAUAAUAUGAAAGUGGCUGUGUAUCUGAUCGCUCGGCGAUUCCGACGACAGUCGCCGUCUUCCUCCUGCCGCUUCGCGCGACCGUUCGGCGCUGCAGCGUCGCAGCGUCCGACUCUAGUCACAUCUGUCCAAGCCUCCCCCAUUUUCGAGGCGCGUCGGAAACCGUAUAAUCCCUUGAAGCCUCGCCUCGCUUAUCACCAUGGCUCGCUCGCUUCCUGUCGUCGCCCUUGGGACUGCCGCGCUUCUCAUCCUGCUCUUGCUUCCAUCUCUUCCUGCUUCCGUGCUUCCGUAUCUCUCUCAUUCUCUAUGCUUCCCUGUCUCCCUAUUUGCUACGUUUCCCUCUCCCACUGUUCCUCUGUUCUGCUGUCUCUCCCCAUAUCUCUUUGUUCUAUUCCCCCCGUUGCCCUGUGUUUCCGUGUCUCCUGUUUUAUCAUGCCAUCUCGCAACCCAUCAAUUCGGCUGAAUGAAAUGAAUUCUUUCCGGCCUUCAGGCGCAGCCCAAGCAGAGGCCAGAGCGAUCACUGUGGGUGGCAGGGGGCGCAGUCCCUGGCGCUACAACCUGCACAACUGGCGGCCCUCAACGGCUGCUCGUGUUGGCGAUGUGCUCGUGUUCACGUGGCGGGGUGUCAUUCCACAUGAUGUGGUUCUCAUGGACUCAGAGGACACGUAUGAAAGCUGUAACUUCGGAGCUGCUAAGAAGCUCACACGGAUUGUCAACUCUAAGACGUACAGGUACAAGGUGCCAGCGUCAGCAAGGGGCAACACCCUAUACUUCUCCUGCAGUGUGCCUGGCCACUGCUCGCCCGGCAACAUGAAAGUUGCCAUCAAGAUUCAGUCGCUCAUGGCGCCGAAGCGGGAGCGCGUUAGUCGUUCAGGCGAGCCGUCGAGGCGCGUGACCCGGUCGACGAGCGUGCAGGAGGAGUUGGAGCGAGAGGAUGCGGAGGAGGCGAACGAGGUAGCGGGGACAGCGGGGGUUGCAGAGGUAGCCGCGGGGGAGGCCGCUGGCGAACCACAAACGACGCGCGAAGGGCGCGAUGAUCGUCAUGCGGAGAUGAACGGCUCAGAUGAAAGCGGGAAUCGCAGGAGCAAGCGGCUUAGGACGGAGGGCGCGAGUGGUUCCGCUUCGCAGCAGCCCGCUAACGUGGUGAAGCGAGAGCGAGCCGCGGGCCCAGUGAAACGGGAAGCUGACGUGGCUGCGAGACGCCAAGCUGAAAUGGUGAAACGGGAGGCUGCUGUCGCGGCGAAGCGGGAAAACGUCUCUCGCGCCAAGGGCAAGGAUAAAGUGGUCGAAAGCAACACCGGCUAUCAUGCCGAGGCUGAGGGUUACGAGCCAGAUGGCUACGUUCGGGACUCGCAGGCUGCCGGACCUAGCACGCAGCCUCGCGCUCGCGAACGCGCCGACCCUGAAGAGGACGCCGAACGUCCAGUUACUCCGUCCGGUAUGGGGGAGGAUCGGGACGGACCUGAAGGCACGCCGACACAGGCAACAGUGGCUCUUCCUCGCGCCAUGCCACGAGGCGAGGACGGGUUCCAGCCUGGCAACAUCCUAUUGGUGCAGGUGCAGCACUUCAUGACGUACGCGUCCAUCUCAGCGCGCCCCUCGCCGCGCCUCAACCUCAUCGUGGGGCCCAACGGCUCCGGCAAGAGCUCCCUCGUCUGCGCCAUCGGCCUGGGGCUGGGCGGAGAGCCCAAGAUGCUGGGGCGGGCGGCGCACGUGGGGGAGUUUGUGCAGCGGGGGGAGCGCAGUGCGGAGAUUAACAUCGUGCUGCGGGGGGACGUGGCGGGGGAGGAGGUGCAGGUCACGCGCAGGAUCUCCAUUGAGAACCGCACCGACUGGCUGCUCAAUGGGAAGGGCGUGCGGCGGGAGCAGGUGCAGGAGUGCAUGAAGCACUUCAACAUCCAGAUCUCCAACCUCACUCAGUUCCUCCCUCAGGACCGCGUGUGUGCGUUCGCAGGCAUGUCUCCCAUACAGCUGCUGGAGGAGACGCAGAGGGCGGUGGGCGACCCACAGCUGUCCCAGCAGCACGCCUUCCUCAAAGACCAGCAGGACGCCCUCGCCACCCUGCACGCCACGUUGGUGUCACACGAGGAGCAGCUGGGCAAGCUGCAGGUGGCGAACGCGCAGGUGGAGGUGGAUGUGGAGAAGGUGCAACGCAGGGAGGCCAUUCUCAAGGAGGUAGCGCUGAUGAAGAAGAAGGUGCCAUGGCUCAAGUACGAGCGCAUGAAGCGGCGCGUGAGGGAGAUGGAGGUAGCGGUGGAGGCGAGGCACAAGGAGAGGGAUGAACUGCAGACACAAGUCAUGGCCGCCAGGGACCCCCUCGUAGCGUUGAAGGAGAGCCGGGGGGGUUUGCAAUCGCUGGUGGCGAAGAUAGGGCGCGAGAACGAGGCGAGGGAUAGGAAGCUGCGGGAACUGGCAGAGGAGAGCGACCAGCUGGUGCAGCAGGCGGUGGAGAGGGAGCGGGACGUGGUGGAGGCGCGGAGGAAGGCAGCGAGUCGCGAGCAGCGGCUGGCGAAGGCUCAAGAGGACCUGCAGCAGCUGGAGGCUCAGCUGGCCGCCCUGCCCGAGGUCAAACCGCCCAAGGCCGCCGUGGACCCCCUGGCGAGGCGAGGGAGGGAGCUGCGGAUGCAGGCGGGGGAGAAGGAGCGCGAGGGGCGGCAGCUGGAGCAGCAGAUGAGCGUUUUGAGGGAGCAGAUGGGACGCGUGGAGAGACGCAUGCACGAGGUGGCCAACAGUCGCAACCGGCGCAUUGAGCGGGCGGGAGACAGGGAUCUGAAGCAGGCGUGUGAGUGGCUGGACCACAACCGCGCUCGCUGCAAGGGGGCUGUCUACGGGCCCAUUCUUGCUGAGGUGAACGUCAUCGACCCCGAUGCACACGGGGCGUUUCUGGAGCAGCACGUGGCAGCGUGGGUGUGGAAGGCCUUUGUGACAACAGUGCCAGAGGAUCGAGACCUGCUGGUGCCAAAUUUGCAGCCCCUGGGCGUGGCUGUGGUCAAUGAGAGCAGUCGCCCUGAGGAGCUGGGCCCUCCUGCACAUGCCAUGGCGGUGGAUGCACAUCUACAGCGCCUAGGUGUCACGCACCGAUUGGACGAGGUGUUCAACGCGGCCCCAGUGGUGCGCAGUGUGCUCAACCAGCAGUCGCAGCUCUUCCGCUCUUUCAUUGGGUCGCAAGAUGCGGAUGGGAACGCGGGGGAGAUACAGGGGCGGGGAGUGGAGGACCUGUGGACGCCAGGCAGCCACUACCGCUGGCUGCGCUCGCGAUACAACGGCUCCAUCUCCGCCACCAUUUACGACGUCCGCCCCUCCCGCCUCUUCUCCCAAGAGUCGGGGUUGCAGGAGGAGGAGCAGCUGCAGGCAGAGAAGGAGCGCAUUGAUGCGAGGGGCAGGGAGCUGCAUGAGAGGGCGCAGGCUGUGCGGCGGGAACAGCGUGCUCUGGAGUCCGAGGCAGCACAGUGCGAGAGACAGCGGGAUGAGAUUGUGAACGAGUACCAUGGGCAGAAGAAACAGCGCACGGACCUGCAGAACCGAAUUGUGCAAAAGCGUGAGCUGGUGGCGUCGUUGGGGAGGAGUGAGGACAUGGAGGAGGUGGAGAGGAGGGCGAGGGCGGACAUUGCUCUCAGCAUGGAGCGGCAGCUGAGCAAUGCCAAGAAGACGCAUAAGCACCUGCUGAGCCUGUGGCAGGAGAAGCGCCGCCUCUCCUCCCUGCAACUUGCUGUGGACGAGCUCUCCUUCCUGGUGCGGGAGCGCGAGGGCGAGUUCAAGGAGCUGGACGAGCAGCUGCUGAAGCUGCAGCAGGAGGUGAUGCGCGAGGAGGAUCGGGUGCAGGCAGCGAAGCAGGAGGUAGCAGCGGCACUGGAGGCGGCAAGAGCGGUGGUGGACCUGAGGAGGGACGAGGAGGCCAAGAGGCUGUUUGAAACGUUGCCCGACUCACUGGAGGAGCUGCAGGAGGAGGUGGAGGAGCGCAUAGGGCAGGCCAACCGCAUCGUGUGCCCCAACCCGCACGUGCUGCAGCAAUUUCAAGAGCGGCAGGAGCAGAUCCGCAGCAUGCAGGGCAAGGUGGAGAGUGAGAGGCAGCAGCUGGAGGAGCUCAGGGCAGAGGUGGAGCGCGUGCAGGGUCUCUGGCUGCCGCGCCUCCGCUCGCUGAUUGUCCGCAUCAACGAGGCCUUCUCCAGAAACUUCCGGGAAAUGGCUGUUGCUGGGGAGGUGGCGCUAGAUGAAAGGGGGGCUGACUUUCGUUCGUACGGCAUUCGAAUUCGAGUCAAGUUCAGGGAGAGUGCAGAGCUACAGGAUUUGAGUGCACACCACCAGUCCGGAGGGGAGCGCUCUGUGUCAACCAUCCUGUACCUGGUGUCGCUGCAGGACUUAACACGCUGUCCAUUCCGAGUGGUGGAUGAGAUCAACCAGGGCAUGGACCCCACCAACGAGCGCAACAUGUUUCAGCAGCUCGUGCGCGCCGCCACCCACGACCACACCCCACAGUGCUUCCUGCUGACACCAAAGCUCCUGCCAGACUUGGAUUAUGGCGAGGCAUGCACGGUACACUGUGUCAUGAAUGGCGUGCAUGCCAUGCCCCUCGCCUCCACUCCCGGAUUCAAGGAGGGCGAAGCUCUGUGGGACUCGCUUCAGCAAAGUGCUGCGACGGCCUAG
Molecule: messenger RNA, 8136 nt
Organism: Closterium sp. Yama58-4
Lineage: Eukaryota; Viridiplantae; Streptophyta; Zygnematophyceae; Desmidiales; Closteriaceae
Source: the annotation of a GenBank genome assembly